Molecule: messenger RNA, 592 nt
Organism: Anastrepha obliqua
Lineage: Eukaryota; Metazoa; Arthropoda; Insecta; Diptera; Tephritidae
Gene: Cp16
Product: chorion protein S16
Exons: 2
Coding region: 93-497 (134 amino acids)
Biological process (GO): multicellular organism development
Cellular component (GO): egg chorion
Source: RefSeq, a predicted model, not a curated record
GACGCCACAUUAGUUUACCAUUUGCUGCGUCAAAACAACGCAUUAGAAUAUUUGUUAAGAAUUAAGAAAAACCAAAAAAAAUUAGAAUAAAAAUGUUCCGCCUCACAGUUUGUUUGGUUAUGGUUGCUUGUUUGUCCACGUGGGUUUCAGCAUAUGGUUCUGCUCCGCCUCCAAGUGGCUAUGACUCAUCUUCAGGUGCCCAGGCUGUGCCAUUGCCCGCGAACGUUGAAGCUCAAGCAGCAGCGUUGACGAAUGCCGCUGGAGCCAAGGCGACCGCUGCCAAAAUCAACGCUCUCAAAUGGGAUUUGCUCAACUUGUACGGCUACGAAACUGGCUACCCACAGUUAGUCACAAAGUACGGACCAUUGACCUCAUUGCUCGCUGCUGCGCUACCCCCACGCAGUUUUGUAGGAAAGAUCGAUGGUGCCUUCGUGAGAGAUUAUUACGGUAAUAUCCAGCAUAUCGGCGAAAGCACGAUCGGUGUUGUGGCAAUCUGAACGGCAACGCCCGAAGCCACGGUUAUAAAAUUAGCAACGAAACCUUAAUUCUGAAAGGAACGUGAAAAUAAAACUAUAUUUUUUAAGAUGAAAAA